Choloepus didactylus (southern two-toed sloth) is the source of this 1955-nucleotide messenger RNA. RefSeq names its product seryl-tRNA synthetase 2, mitochondrial (gene SARS2). The record is from RefSeq and is a predicted model, not a curated record. Gene Ontology annotation, cellular component: mitochondrion. The coding region runs from base 34 to 1590 and encodes 518 amino acids. The transcript has 16 exons. NCBI's taxonomy places the organism in Eukaryota, Metazoa, Chordata, Mammalia, Pilosa, Megalonychidae. Gene Ontology annotation, biological process: mitochondrial seryl-tRNA aminoacylation. Gene Ontology annotation, molecular function: serine-tRNA ligase activity; ATP binding; tRNA binding.
CAAGGGUGCGUGAUCGGUUGUCCCACGCGCAAGAUGGUGGCGUCCAUGGCGCGGCGCUUGUGGCCUUUGCUGGCUGGUCGGUGGCUCCGGUCCCGGGACCGCUGCGUCUGCAACCAGAACCCAAGCAGAAAUUUCGCUACGGAGAGACGGGACCGGAACCUCCUGUAUGAACACGCGCGCGAGGGCUACAGCGCCCUUCCUCAGUUGGAUGUGGAACCUCUGUGCGCAUGCCCAGAAGAGGCCGCGCGCUCCCUGGAGCUCCGCAAGGGGGAGCUGCGACCAGCUGACCUGCCUGCGAUCAUCUCAACAUGGCAGGAGCUGAGGCAGCUGCGGAAGCAGAUCUGGAGCCUGGAGGAAGAGAAGGGGGCAGUGGCUGAGGCAGUGAAGGCCCUGCUGGAAAGCCAGGACAAGAAUCAAGUACAGCAGGACCCUAAAUAUCAGGGUCUGCGCACACGUGGCCGGGAGAUCCGGAAGGAGCUCACAUCCCUGUACCCCAAGGAGACCCAGCUCGAGGAGCAGUUCUACCUGCGGGCGCUGAAGCUGCCCAACCAGACCCACCCAGACGUGCCCAUCGGGGACGAGAGCCAGGCCCGAGUGCUCCAUGUGGUUGGAGAGAAGCCAGCUUUUUCCUUCCAACCCCGGGGCCACCUGGAAAUCGGCGAGAAACUGGACAUCAUCCGUCAGAAGCGCCUAUCUCACGUGUCUGGCCACCGCUCCUAUUACCUGCGCGGGGCUGGGGCCCUCCUGCAGCACAGCCUGGUCAACUUCACACUCAGCAAGCUCAUCCGCCGGGGCUUCAUCCCCAUGACGGUACCAGACCUUCUCCGGGGAGCUGUGUUUGAAGGCUGUGGGAUGACACCAAAUGCCAACCCCUCCCAGAUUUACAACAUUGACCCCUCCCGCUUUGAAGAUCUCAAUCUGGCAGGGACGGCAGAGGUAGGCCUUGCAGGCUACUUCAUGGACCACGCCGUGGCCUUCAGAGAUCUGCCAAUCAGGAUGGUAUGUUCCAGCACUUGCUACCGGGCAGAGACAGACACAGCGAAGGAACCAUGGGGGCUGUAUCGAGUGCAUCACUUCACCAAGGUGGAGAUGUUUGGGGUGACAGGCCCUGGGCUGGAGCAGAGCUCACAGCUGCUGGAGGAGUUCCUGUCCCUUCAGAUGGAGAUCUUGACGGAGCUGGGCUUGCACUUCCGGGUCCUGGACAUGCCCACCCAGGAGCUGGGCCUCCCCGCCUACCGCAAGUUCGAUAUCGAGGCCUGGAUGCCCGGCCGUGGCCGCUUUGGAGAGGUGACCAGUGCUUCCAACUGCACAGACUUCCAGAGCCGCCGCCUGCACAUCAUGUUCCAGAUGGAAGCUGGGGAGCUGCAGUUUGCCCACACGGUGAACGCCACGGCCUGUGCUGUGCCUCGCCUCCUCAUCGCCCUCCUGGAGAGCAACCAGCAAAAGGAUGGCUCGGUCCUCGUGCCCCCUGCCCUCCAGCCCUACCUCAGCACCGACCGGAUCACGGCCCCUGACCACGUGCCUCUCCAGUACAUUGGUCCCAACCAGCCCCAGAAGCCCCAGCUCCCAGGCCAGCCUGGCCUGAGCUGAGAACCCGUCCACAUCAACUGGUGGGAUUGUUGCUGCCUUCUGGAGCUCAGGGGACCCCGGAUGCCUGGGAUUUGUAUUCCUGGGCCCAUCCUGACAUCUGCAUCCCUCAUGUCUGCAUCACUCCUGGGGGCCCCUGAACUCCAGGAUCUGCCUCACCUCCUUCCCUAUCUCAGGGCCUCUGAACCAGUCAGUGAUUCCGUGGUCACUGGGACUCCCAGCCUGCACUGGGAAACAGGCCAUCGGAUGACUUGAAGACCCUGGGGAUGGGGAAAGAGAGGCAAGAGGCCUCCUUUCCUCCCUCCUUCUUCCCUUCCUCUUGCCCCAGUAGUGCUGAGUGGAAAGUCCCAAUAAAUGGUCAGACCACA